This is a messenger RNA of Acanthaster planci (crown-of-thorns starfish), 1766 nucleotides long. RefSeq names its product CKLF-like MARVEL transmembrane domain-containing protein 4. Gene Ontology annotation, cellular component: membrane. The record is from RefSeq and is a predicted model, not a curated record. NCBI's taxonomy places the organism in Eukaryota, Metazoa, Echinodermata, Asteroidea, Valvatida, Acanthasteridae.
UCCUACUCGAACGCCAUUGCUUCCCCUCUUGAAGUGCACGUAGUUCACGCAGUCACUCAGUCGAUCUGCCUCGGCCCGCAAAAGUUACGUCACGCAUUUUAGAUACCACUGACUGACCGAUCAUUCUAAAGCGAAAUCAGGAGCUACAUAUAUGUAAUCAGAGAUGGCGGACAGAAAGCAGAUUGUUUUACCCACAAUUAGCUCGCUUACGUACGUCCCAACGGGGCUGAAGUAUCUGACGUUGCCGGAGGGUAUCCUGGAGCUUAUCGAAGUGGUUUGCCUCGUGGUCGCUUUCGUCUGUGUUACGGCCGCUCCCAACAAGGCCGUGGAUGAGUCUUCCUACUGGCACUACCAGGCCGCCACUAUGGGCUUCUGUCUGGUGACCUGUCUCAUCAUGGCCGGCUACAUGACUGGACUCAUCCACAAGAUCAAAAUUCCCUGGAGUGUCCUCGAGAUUGUGUACUGUGCCGUAGCUGGUCUUCUUCUCCUCACCACCGGUGCCCACAUCGCUGCCAAUGUACAUGGCAAUGCUGUGCUCAUAGUUGCCACGGUGUUUGGCUUCAUUGCUGCCGCGGCAUAUGUGGUGCAGAUCUUCUUUGCCAUUCGUGCCUGGAAGAGGAGUAUCAUCGCUGCCACGUUGAAGAUGGUGGAGGCUGAGCGAGCACAGCAUGCGGGGACCUCGGACAACAGCGUGUAGUGGACGCAGCGUGCGUGUCGCAGACGCAUGCGUUGGCCAGCAUCCAUCGUCCACAUGUUUGUUUCACCGACCGUUUUUUUAGCAUACAUAGAUAUUACCUAUUUUGGGAAAGUUUGCAAGAUUGAGGAAAAGUGUGAUUUGUAACAACAGGUUAUUAAUUCCUCAGAGCACACACUGUUGCUUGUUCAUGUACAUGCAUGACUCUGACUCUGGGUGCAUGUACAUGUCAUGUGUAUGUACAUGCACAGUACCGGUAUUGUGUCACAUACAUAUGCACAGGUAGCUUAAUAAUGCCAGGCUAUGUACAUGUACAAUUUUAAUUGAAAGUUCAUGCUCAUUUUUCUCUGCAGUGUACGUGCACUAAGCCUGUUCGAUAUGACAAUAUUUUUCACGAUAUUUCGACAUGAUGUUGGUAGCAGAAAUCAUAUCGUUCGUAAAAACACACAUCAGCAUAUCUUGUAAAUCAAUACGCCAAAAAAUUAUCGUGAUAAACUCCAAAUGAUAAACUGUACCUGCUCAUAGGGAAGUCAAUGCACCGUGUGUUGAGCCCUGCAUUAAUGCUUUGGGGCCACAUGAAUACUCCAUUAAAAACCACAAAGUCCCUGUUGGCACCAAGUAGCUGCAAGGGUCUUACAACUGUUAAGGGGCAGAACCAAACCAACAGACUGUGCAUUUUUUAAUGCCGACUUUUAUUCAUGAAGGAUUUUUUUUGGUCUUGUAGAAAAGGGACCGAGUGAAACCCGCCGACUUAUGAGAAAUGAAUGAUGACUUAGAAAUGCCAACUUAGAAAUGAGGUGAGGGCAUCAAUACCAGUAGCCCGUCUAGUAACACGCAUGCGCUCUGUUCAUUUUGGGGGUUGCCUUUUUGAGCAAACUUUACCACUAAUGUGUGCGUGGAAAUUGCUUUUUCUGUACGGUGCCAUGAUAUGACAUGAUAUAAUUUAAUAUCCACAAUAUCCAUGUUGAAAUUGCUUUCCCCAGCAUUAGAGUUCUAAAUGUAGAGAUAAUACAUACAUGUACAUGUAUACAUUGGUUUUUUACUUGGCUCUCGAGACAUAGUGGUGAUUUCG